GGUGUUCUGGUGGAAGGAGAAGAUUGUUCGAACUGGAAGGCAACCAUGUAGCGAAAGAAGGGAACAUAUAAGGAGAGUGUGAUCUAGAAUGAAUAUAUGUAUCCCAAGGCGAGCUAUCGCAAUCUGCGAAUAGUGAAGCAUGAGAAACCCGGCAAAGGACCAAGCUUGGAUGGACUUACUAGAGAGAACAUAAUAGAUAUUACGAAGGGAAUGGAAUGAGGUGUCUUCCAAGGCAGAGGCGUGGAUAUUCAAGCCUCUCUGUCGAGACGCCUCGCUUCGGAGUAGAGCAUAAUGAGGAGGAGGAACAGGCGCUCGUCUUCGGUCCGCACGAGGGGGCUGAGGCGGACCACAGGGAACUUGGUAGUUGAAAACGAUACGAUGCAGGAUCGGAGCUCUGCCAGAGUGGUAUUGUCGCUGUUCACAACCUACAAAGAGACGUGAAAAUGAACUCAGUUGAAAUGAGCACUGGGGGAGGAGAACACGCACCGACCACGUUUCCGUGGAGUUGCUGUACCGCACCGCGUACUCCUCGUGACUGUC
This is a messenger RNA of Mycena citricolor, 540 nucleotides long. The record is from the annotation of a GenBank genome assembly. Lineage: Eukaryota; Fungi; Basidiomycota; Agaricomycetes; Agaricales; Mycenaceae.